Messenger RNA from Vigna umbellata (rice bean), 887 nucleotides. Its product is annotated as dolichol-phosphate mannose synthase subunit 3-like. Lineage: Eukaryota; Viridiplantae; Streptophyta; Magnoliopsida; Fabales; Fabaceae. Gene Ontology annotation, biological process: GPI anchor biosynthetic process. Gene Ontology annotation, cellular component: endoplasmic reticulum membrane; dolichol-phosphate-mannose synthase complex. The record is from RefSeq and is a predicted model, not a curated record.
GUCACAGACUUAGAUCAUUUGAUUCUUCCUUCUUUUCUUUCUUUUUCUCGUUUUCUCUCUUCUCCCUUCUCUUUCUUCUUCUUAGAUAGAAAACCCUAGGUUUUGAGGGAAUCCAAGGUUCUGGAGAGUAACGGAAAGGGGAAAUUAAAGAAGAGCGAGGCGCGGUUUCGAUAGAGUAAGGGAGAAGAAGGAAUCCGAUGUUGGUGGAGUUAAGUAUAGGGUUCGAGAAAUUAAUUUGAGGCCGAAGAAGGAGCCUAUAAAUAGGAGCGAGAGUGGAUGGUAGAGACACACCAAAGCAAGAAAUUAUAGGAAUCAGAGUGAGUCUGAGAAGAGGUGGGUUUUGAGGCGAGCAAGGGAGAAAGAGAGGACUGGGACUGGGCUGUGAGGACGCGAAGCUAGCUAGAAGACGAGUAGGAACGCAUUCCAGAGUAAUAAAUGAAGCACAUUGUGAAGAUUUUGGCAUUGGUAGUAGCCAUUACGGUGUUAUGGAUUGGCCUUUUACAAACUUCUGUGAUUCCAUAUAACCAUACUUGGCUGCUACCUAUAUAUUUUGUUGUGUCUUUAGGAUGUUACGGUCUAUUAAUGGUUGGAGUUGGUCUGAUGAAUUUCCCAACCUGUCCUCAAGAAGCUCUGUUGUUGCAGAAGGACAUUGUUGAGGCCAAGGAAUAUUUGAAACAGAAAGGAGUUGUUCUCACUCUAAAUUGACCUGGUUUCAAAUUUAACGAGAUGUUCUGAAUUGGCUGCUGAGAAUUACCCGAUUGGUUGUUCUGAAAGAUUUUUUGCAUUUAACCUUCAUACACUAAAUACUGAUGUGGGAACUAUUUUGGCCAAUGUACACAAACUCCUCAUUACAAUCAAUAGAUGCCAGUUCUGUUUGUGUUCUUUUA